CAUGAUGGGGUCCCCGAGAUGUGCGAGUCAGACUUCUCUACGGAGUACCGCCUGUGCUAAUAGCCCUUAGCCCAGCACACUAUGUCUGUGAUUCGUUCCAAUGCAACUAUCCCUGGGGAAGAGCUCAAAAUAGCAACAGAGAAACGAUGUGUUGGAAUGGCGACACUUUUUACCCUACUAGCGAUAGUAGCCAUUGGUGAACCAUCCCCUUGGGAUCUCUCUAGCAAUGAUAAGCCCAUUCUUGGGGUCAAGCGAGUUCCCCCGCCCUCACUGUCUGACUACUUUUGGAUCCCUCUCUCACCCACCCUGUUACCUGGGCCGGGAGAAGCCAGCCACCAGACAACCGCAACGUCGUUCCGAGUGUACCACCACCCGAUAGCAAAAUGGUCAAAUGCGUCUUCUAUCUAUGCAUAUACACCUCCAUCAUCGUUCAUGCGAGAGCAGAGGCAGGGAUCUUCUACAAUCCUCCGACCGGCGGCCCCAUCCACGACUACUCGGAGGACCCCGUCUACACCCUCGAACAGACUGUCCAGCUCCGAUGGGCGACCAGCCUCGAAUACCUGUCUCUGAUGCUCUGGCAGAAUGACAAUUCCGACUACGAGUGGCUUCAAACCAACCUCAGCGGUGUCACCAGCUACGACUGGGUGGUCAGCACCCAAAGGAACCUGAGCGACGGCGUAGUGUUCUUCUUCCAGAUCCGCGAUGCGACCGAUCUGGAAGACUGGGACGGGGUGUUCGCCAGCCACUACUUCAAUAUCUCUGCGGGUACGACCACCACGGCAGCAAUCGGAACCUCAACUACAACAACGGCGGUAUCGACGUCUGCCACAUCCAUCCCCUCUGUGGCGUUGACUGCAUCAGCUGCUGUCACCGCCACAUCGGCAUCGGCGGAGACCACCACCCCGGCAGCGACGACUUCGGGGUCGGGUAGAGGAGCAAAGAUCGGAAUCGGAGUGGGGGUGGGUUUGGGCUGUGCGCUGUUGCUGACGAUCGGACUGGCCUGGUACUGGCUCUGGCGACGUAGGAAGGUAGCCAGACGAGGGGCGAUGGCUCCGAUGGAUAUGAGAAGCGAGACUGUGCCAUCGUAUGAGGUGCCGGCUUUCUCGAAGGAUCCCAAAUACUCGCGUGCAUCGGUACCUGCGGAGAUGGAUGGCCGCGAAGAGGUCCCGCAUGAGUUGCCAUCAUAAGAGACUCACUGCUCCUAGGCCCUGUCAUAGGACCAUAUCGGUGAUGAUCGGUUAAUGAUAAUAUCUACUGGUGCAUU
Aspergillus fijiensis CBS 313.89 is the source of this 1264-nucleotide messenger RNA. RefSeq lists its product as uncharacterized. The transcript has 2 exons. NCBI's taxonomy places the organism in Eukaryota, Fungi, Ascomycota, Eurotiomycetes, Eurotiales, Aspergillaceae. The record is from RefSeq and is a predicted model, not a curated record. Bases 384 to 1187 code for a protein of 267 amino acids.